AUGUGUACAAAGAUGGUCCAAGUCUUUUGGGGAUGCUUCCUCCUGUGGAAUUUCUACAUCUCAUCUGCUCAGACUACAUACCCUGGAAUCAAGGCAAGGGCUACUCAGCGGGCUCUGGACUAUGCUGUUCAAGCUGGGAUGGAGAUUAUUGAGCAAAUGGCCAAAGAAAGAAACAUCCCAGAUUUAAAAGGUUCUGAGUCUCUUGAAUUUCUGAAGGUUGAUUAUGUGAACUACAAUUUUUCAAACAUAAAAAUCAACGCCUUAUCAUUCCCAAACACUUCAUUAGCCUUUGUGCCUGGGGUGGGAAUCAAGGCGCUGACCAACCACGGCACUGCCAACAUCAGCACCAACUGGGAAGUCAAGUCUCCACUUUUCCAAGACUCAGGAGGGGCUAAUCUGUUUCUCUCUGGGGUCUACUUCACUGGUAUCCUUAUCGUGGGCCGAAAUGACUUUGGUCAACCCAUCCUGAAGCUCCAAGACUGCUAUGCCCAAGUGAGCCAUGCCCAUGUCUCAUUUACUGGAGAACUCAGUGUCCUGUAUAACUCCUUUGCUGAGCCCAUGGAGAAACCCAUUUUAAAGAACUUAAAUGAAAUGCUCUGUCCCAUUAUCAUGGGUGAGGUGGAAGCACUGAAUGCCAAUCUCAGCAUGCUGGAAGUCUUAACCAAGAUCAACAACUAUACCCUGCUGGAUUAUUCCCUAAUGAGUCCUCCAGAAAUUACUGAGAACUACAUUGACCUGAAUUUGAAGGGCGUAUUCUAUCCACUGGAAAACCUCACUGACCCCCCCUUCUCCCCGGUGCCUUUUGUGCUCCCAGAACGCAGCAACUCCAUGCUCUACAUUGGAAUCUCCGAGUAUUUCUUUAAAUCUGCAUCUUUCGCUCAUUUUUCUGCUGGGGCUUUCAACGUCACUCUCUCCACGAAAGAGAUUUCCAGCCAUUUGGUUCAAAACUCUCAAGGCAUCGGCAAUGUGCUCUCCCGGAUUGCAGAGACCUACAUCUUAUCCCAGCCCUUCAUGGUUCGCAUCAUGGCCACGGAGCCUCCCGUGAUCAAUUUACUACCAGGGAACUUCACCCUGGACAUUCCUGCCUCCAUCAUGAUACUCACCCAGCCUGAGAACUCAACUACUGAAACCAUCGUUUCCAUGGACUUUGUCGCCAGUACCAGUGUUGGCUUGGUUAUCUUGGGACAAAGGCUGGUCUGCUCCUUGUCUCUGAACAGGUUCCGUCUCUCUUUGCCAGAGUCCAAUCGCGGCAACAUUGAGGUCCUGAGGUUUGAAAAUAUUCUGUCCGCCAUCCUCCACUUUGGCGUCCUCCCACUGGCCAAUGCAAAAUUGCAGCAAGGAUUUCCUCUGCCCAACCCACACAAAAUCUCAUUGGUCAAUUCAGACAUCGAAGUCCUUGAGCAUUUCCUUUUGAUUUCCACUGACCUGAAGUAUGAAACGCCCUUAAAACAGCAACCAAGUUUCUACGGUUGGGAAGGUCUGAACCUGAUAGGUGGACAAUGGAGGGGGAAAUCAGUCCCCUGAUUGCCCAUUUUGAGUCCACUCCAGGAAGUCAAUGGCCCUUAAUCCCACCUGCUGUAAACCCAGAGGGAGAAGACAGUGCACACUGGAGCCUUAACGUCCUUGUGAAACGCUAGGCUUAAAGCUUUCCUUCUCCAGCCCUCAGGGACAGCAGGAGGCGAACUGGGUUAAAAGCUAAAUCAGGGUG
Miniopterus natalensis is the source of this 1708-nucleotide messenger RNA. RefSeq names its product BPI fold containing family C (gene BPIFC). The record is from RefSeq and is a predicted model, not a curated record. NCBI's taxonomy places the organism in Eukaryota, Metazoa, Chordata, Mammalia, Chiroptera, Miniopteridae. Gene Ontology annotation, molecular function: lipid binding.